AUGACGGUUAUUGUGAGAGGAACACUCGUCUCGAAUUCCGUGAAGUUGUUGUUAGAAAAGUUUGUUUCUACUGAGUUUGUGGACAACUUCGGGAGCACAAAGCUUGAAGUUUCAUACUUGAAAAAGCUGAAGACAACACUAACAUGGGUUCAAGAUAUACUCAAUGAUGCCGAGGAACAAAAUGUUUUUGAAGUUGCCAAUUUGCUUGACGAAAUCAACACUGAGGCAUUGCGACGCAAAGCGGAAGCCGAAUAUGAAAUCCUAACUUCUUCCUCUCUAGUGUUGAAAACUAUUUUUUCUCCUUUCAAACGGCUUAGUAGUGUGAUUAAUUUUAAAAUGCAAAAAUUUAUUGAAAGAUUAGAAUGGUUGAAUUCAGCAUUACAACAAGGCGGGUUAGCUGUUUUCCAUUCUAGCACUUUAAUGCAGGGAGAGCAGGAAGUAGGAUCAUCAUCACAACACGAGAAGAAAGAGUUGCACUAUCCAUGCAUACAUUUGUUUUUGUUCACUAUUUGA
Vicia faba (fava bean) is the source of this 513-nucleotide messenger RNA. NCBI's taxonomy places the organism in Eukaryota, Viridiplantae, Streptophyta, Magnoliopsida, Fabales, Fabaceae. The record is from the annotation of a GenBank genome assembly.